AUGUCGGACGACAACAUUUCCAUCUACGAUGAGAUCGAGAUCGAGGACAUGACCUUUGACGAGGACAUGCAAAUCUACCACUACCCGUGCCCGUGUGGCGACAAGUUCCAAAUUGCGCUUGUCGACUUGCGCGACGACGAGGACAUUGCCGUGUGCCCCAGCUGCAGUCUUAUGAUUCGCGUCAUUUUCGACAAGGACGACCUUCCCAAGGACCCCGAGAACGACCCCGAGCCCGCUGUCGAGGAGGCUUCCGCCCAGAUCCCCGUUGCUGCCUAA
Colletotrichum truncatum is the source of this 276-nucleotide messenger RNA. RefSeq names its product diphthamide biosynthesis protein 3. The record is from RefSeq and is a predicted model, not a curated record. Lineage: Eukaryota; Fungi; Ascomycota; Sordariomycetes; Glomerellales; Glomerellaceae.